Molecule: messenger RNA, 909 nt
Organism: Brugia malayi
Lineage: Eukaryota; Metazoa; Nematoda; Chromadorea; Rhabditida; Onchocercidae
Gene: Bma-lin-25.2
Exons: 9
Coding region: 1-909 (302 amino acids)
Source: RefSeq, a predicted model, not a curated record
AUGAGCGAGCUGGUCGAGCUGGUAAAUGGGGCUGUUCGUGGAAUGAACAAUAUCCAGUCAUGCUUCUAUAAAUUUGCAUCACAAUUCGUUGGACAGCAGCUGAUAGUUGCAGUUUAUCAAAUGCUUACACUAAUGAACAAAAGGCAACAUUUAUUGAUCGUAGUGAAUUAUGCUGAAUCGGUUGAUUUUUUACCAGUUAUUGGCCAGAUUCUUUUGGACGACUUCAGGAUGAUGAAAUUUGAAAACUAUGAGCAUCCUCACGAAAAUAUUAAGUCAUCGGAUGCAGAAAUGUUGAAACAAGCAUUUACUUACACACAAGCAUGUGGAUUUCCCAGUGUUUUGCAACUCGUCGACAGAUGUAACAAGGCUGGUGUUGUUGAGAAUUGGUGCAUGGUUUGGUUAAAUGCGAUGCUAAAGUUGUCGACAAGUGAUGAAAUGUUGUAUGCUAGUGAAUUGUCUUGCUGCUGGUAUUAUGUCACCGAUUGUGUAGAGCCAAAAGCAUUAGUGUCUGCGCGAUUCCUUGUUUACUGUUUGCAACUUGCUGUGCAUGCACUGGAGGCAGCAGAAAGAACGACAAACACGAAUUGUAAGAGGCGAUUGCGCAGAAAGGAAAAGAAGUGUGAUGAUCAUGACGAUGCCGAAACCGACCAGGCAAAUCCUGUUAAGCGUUCUGUUUUAGUGAUUUUUGAAAAAUUUGUUCGGGAGACUAGAGUUGUACGUUUGAAGAGUCAUAUAUAUCACUUUGUAGUAUCGCUUGCUACUGCACUACAGAAUGCAGCCACUCGAAGAAUAAUUGAACUUCUACCGCAUGAUCUGAAAUUUGCUCGUCUUGAUCCGCAGACUUUCAAUUUGGAUCGUUGUGUGAUGUUACCAGUACAAAGAGAGCACUCGAAUUUACAUGUCUUUUAA